UUGUAAAGUGUAAUACUAAUGAUUAACCUGAUCAAUCUGAGUUUUGCCUAUACAGCACGUGAAAGAGACGGAGAGGAAAUCAUAGCAGAAGAAAGAGAAGGUGAAAAACAGCCAAACAUUUUUGAGAGAGGAAGAGAAGCAGAGGAAAAUGAAGCAGGAGAAAGUGAAAAACAGCAAAACAUUUUUGAGAGAGGGAGACAGGCAGAGAAAAACAAAGCAGAAGAAAGUGAAAAACAGGAAAACAUUUUUGAGAGAGGGAGAGAAGCACAGGAAAACGAAGCAGAAGAAAGUGAAGAGGAAUGGCAAGAGGAAAAUAUAACCAAGGAAAGUGAAAUAGAAUGCAGAGAGAAAGAAAAUAGACAUACGACAAGAGAAGAGAACAAAACAGCAAGAAGCUACACCGUCCUGGGAAGGCUGUCAGUCCCAGGCACGAAAAGGAAAUACACAGUCACUCAGGAUGAAAUAAAACGAAGAAUCAUUACAGAAAACAUGUCAAACAACAUGUUAAGAAGCCUGAUUAGGGUUCGUAAAGAUGAUCUCCCAGAGGAGCUUAGACAAAGACCAAAAAAAGCUAAGACAAAAAUGAGCAUCUUCUCUGCCCUCAGUGAAGGGGAGGCCACAGAUUUAGCCCAGGAGCUAGGAGCUAUGCUUGGGCGACAUGUCAACCUAGACAUGGGUACAAUUGUUCCAAGUGCAGAGGCAGAGGUUGCAAAGAAUGCACUCUGCACCCUCCAGUCCUUGCUGAGGGAAAGACUGGGAGAUGAAUCCCCUUUUAGUCUCAUCACACAUACAUUUGGACCACAAAUUCUUGAUGUUGUCAUCUCAUUUUUAAUCAGUCAGUUUAAGUAGCUCUCUCAAUGUUAAAUUGUAACAAACAUAACUACAGCAGUAGUUAAUAGAUUAGUUUUUAGUUUAAAACAAUAACAGUUCACUGUUCCAAAACAAACUCUGAUAGUUCCAGGGUAGUUUUAAAUGGUGCUUGUUUA
Molecule: messenger RNA, 986 nt
Organism: Paramisgurnus dabryanus
Lineage: Eukaryota; Metazoa; Chordata; Actinopteri; Cypriniformes; Cobitidae
Source: RefSeq, a predicted model, not a curated record